GCAAUAUGGAUUCCAAGAAAGGAGAGGAACCACCUCUAACACGAUACAGAGGAUCUUUCCAACCCGAAACAGCAAUUUUUGGCGCCUAAACUCUUAAAUGAAAUGGAUAAAUGCUCAGGAAAGGAAAAUAAUAUCUCAUCGGACGACAUAUUGAAAGCUUUAGAUCGUUUCGGUAAUGGCUCCAAAACUCCAAGCCCUGUUGGGGAAGACAGAGGUGAUCCAUCAGUGCUAGGAAGAUUGUCAUUUCUUGAAGAUCCUCUUGGUACACAAAGACUCAGUUUUAUUUCUGCUGAUGGAAGUGAAAUUGACUCAGAUUACAGCUCAGCCAGUUCAGUGGCUCAUUUAUCUGAGGAGCAGAAAACCUUAGAGAGAGAGUGGGAGGUUCUCUUUGGUUCAACUACGUAUUACACUAAGAUUAGACAACACGCUUUGGAUGGCAAGCUUCGGUUGUGCAAGUUUAGGAGUAUUUGCUGGAAAGUUUUCUUGGAGUGUCUCCCUGAACGAAAGGAUGAAUGGAUAACAAAGACAGCUAAACUCAGAAAUGACUAUGCCAUGUUCAAGAACAAUUGCCUGUUUGAUCCAAAUAAGGAAAAGAAUGAGGACCUGGAUUUGUCAGUCUUUAAUCCUCUCUCACAAGAGGAAGCUAGCCCAUGGAAACAGUACUUUGUAGAUAAUGAAUUGAAGUCCACAAUCAAACAGGAUCUAGAUAGACUAUCUCCAGAAAUUGAGUUUUUCCAGCAGUCAAAAGUGAAGGAAAUGAUGCUUAACAUACUGUUUUGUCAUGCAAAAAAGAAUGAAGCUUUGAGCUAUAAGCAGGGAAUGCACGAGCUUCUUGCACCAAUUGUGUAUGUCCUAACAAAAGAUGCGAUGAUCUAUCAGCAUAUUGAAGGUCCAAGCUUGGGGAUUGCCAAAGUUCUUAUGGACCCAAAAUACUUAGAGCAUGAUGCUUUUGCUCUGUUUGUUCAACUCAUGGACCAGACAGAAACUUGGUAUCUUCAGUUACCUGUGAAAGGACUUCCUGAGAGAAACAAGUUUUUGGAUCCACAUGUUGAACCGUUCACAGAUCAAGAAAUCAUUCCAUCGACAGCCAUUGUAAAGAAACUGAAUCGAAUCCAAGAACACAUGCUGAGGAAACACGACCCUGAGUUGUGGGUUCACAUGAGGAACUUGGAAAUUACUCCACAAGUGUAUGGACUUCGCUGGAUUCGCCUACUUUUUGGACGUGAGUUUCCAAUGGAUGACGUUCUCGUGCUAUGGGAUGCUUUGUUCGCUGAUGGUCCCAUGUUGGACUUGGUAGAUUAUAUUUACAUUAGCAUGCUCAAAGCCAUUAGAAAAAAACGUAAGUUUAAUUUGACGAAGGUUUUUACGGUACAAAAUGGCGACAUUAUUAAAGAGUUUUAAUUCCUUGCCGACGCCUUUCCUCUUGUAACAAAUUUUGUCUCCUAAGGAUGAGGUGUGGCGGAUUAAACGCGCACUUCUGAACGAUGGGUUUGGUGGAGCCAGAGCGCACGAAACGGACCAAAUAGGCCGCAAUCUGCUUUCACGUCAUUUACCAAGCGAUAUCAGCAGUUUGUUGAACCUACAAGACCUGCGUCUGUGAAGCCUGCUGGGAAGACCGUUAGUCAACAGUUCUCCAGCUUCAACAACAGGGCUGGUUCAGAGGAGGAGCUCUUCUCUAACAGUCCACGGCCAGCCCGACCUGCCUCUGUUCCAGCUCCCGAGUUGAGGGAGCGCGCGGACUCUGGGACGCACUUGGCCGGUCCUGGAAAGAGCUUGAAGUCGCUUAGCAAUCCCCUCAAAGGGAAACUAAUGGCCCGGCCCAGGACUCGCCCCAAAAUUGAAUAUGAAGAAUUGGCUCAGGACCACGAGCGACUCCAAAAACAAGUGUCUUCCCUGAAAUCAGAGCUCGAUAAAAUGCAAGGCUUGUAUUUGUACUGCGGCAGGAAAAUGGACUCGUACAUUGAUCUUCUUCAAGACGAACUUACAAAAGACGAAGAUUGUGUUCGAGACAUCGUAUAUCUGUGUUUAGCCGGCUUAAAACAGGUUCGGGAUUUAUUGAAAGGAACUUUGGCAUUUCGAGGAUCAACAAUUGAGACAGAGUGUGAUUUUAUGGAGAUUGAUAACAACAUUGCUUCUCGGCUGCAAAUUCCGCCACAGAAUCAACAGAAACACAGUGAAAUUCCUGAGAACCUCCCUGUUCCAAUGAUGGCCAACUUUGGACACUUUGAGAACUCAGAUGAAACUGAAAGCAGCUUUAUGUCUGCUGGUGUUAAGCAAGGAAAUAUUCAGGAAUCUGAGCAUUCCAGCGAGGCAGACAAGGAAAACAACGGAAAGGAGUUUUCAAUGGUUUCGGCUGAGAUGGAAAGCAUUCAACAGCAGCUGAGAGAGUCAGAAAAUUUAAACGCGGAGAUUUUCGCGGGAAAACAUGAUGGAAAGGCAGAAAACCUGAAGGAAAAUUUUGCUGCUCUUGAAGAUGGGGGAAAUGUUGCUGCAGGAGAUCUGGUGUUUAGAUUUGGCGAAGAAACUGGAACCUUGGAGUCGACUCAAUCUACUCGUCUGCUUCAAGGAGAGGAUAAAGUCGGUGAUACAACGGCAGAAAGACAUGUUGACAAUUCCGAUCUGCCAUCUCAUGAUAAGUUAAAAAGAGAGAAUGAGAGAAGCGAGGGCGACAAAGAUGAGUUAAAAGCAAAUAAUUUUCAAGGAAUCGUUGGUAGCUUAACUACGUCAUGUGACACCGAUCAUCUGUGUAACGCAACUAGUCCACUUUCACUGCCCAUUUCUGACCCAUUGACCGAGCGAAAGAACAAUAACGACGAUUUUCUUUCAGGAGUGUUACGGGGCGAUCCUGUUGACAGGGAAUUCGUGUUUGUUAAUCGAGACGGCACAGCAGAGAGUGAGCUCAAGCCUAAAUGGCACCCUCUGGAAAACAGCGGUGAAUCUUAGCUUCCCUGAAAACAAUUUUUGAAUUGUAGAUGAAAUUAAGGAAAAUUUAGUUAUAAUUUUAUAUUUACCUUAGUUUUUUCAUAGUUUUAUUGAAUUAAAUUUUUGUUUUGAAUCGCUUUACCAUAAAAAGCGUCAAAUUUGUAGAUUGUCCGCUUCGCAGCUGUCACUCAGUGACACUGCCUUAGUGUCACGCAAUGUACCGGUAUUUCAGGAUGUGUCGUCGCGUGACAUUCGAUAAAUUGGCAGCGAAGUUGACCAGAUUAUAGGAGAUUAGUAAAUUUUAUCACAAUUUGUCACGUGAACAGCGACAAAGGGAAAAGUAAAGCUUAUCGAAGAACUCAAUUCCAUCAUUAACUGGUGACUCGAGUGACUCGAGGCAAAAAUUUUUAAAAACCUGGGGACGUUUUCUUUACAGUUGGGACACGGAUUGCUUUGUAAGCUACCGUGCAGGAAAGAAAA
Messenger RNA from Pocillopora damicornis (cauliflower coral), 3402 nucleotides. Its product is annotated as TBC1 domain family member 5-like. Gene Ontology annotation, molecular function: GTPase activator activity. Gene Ontology annotation, biological process: activation of GTPase activity. The record is from RefSeq and is a predicted model, not a curated record. Lineage: Eukaryota; Metazoa; Cnidaria; Anthozoa; Scleractinia; Pocilloporidae.